UAAAAUUUAUUUAUAAAUAUCAAGCAAUCCUGUUCAAUGUUCUGUCAUGGCUUGCCUCAUGUUUUAUAUCCUGAGAACAACAUAUUCAGAUAUUGGGAGAGAACAAGCAUGGAGGCUGCCAUGGCUAGGGUUAUAGACAAAGAAAACAAGGAAGAAGGAGAAGAAGAAGAAGAAAGCAUGCUUCCAGGUUUCAGGUUUCAUCCAACAGAUGAAGAGCUUAUUGGAUUUUAUCUCCGCAGAAAAGUUGAGAGAAAACCCCUCAAAAUCGAGCUCAUCAAGCAGCUUGAUAUCUACAAAUAUGAUCCUUGGGAUUUACCUAUGCCAAAGGUAAGCAGCGCGGGAGAAAUGAAAGAAUAUUAUGUCUUCUGCUUGAGGGAAAGAAAGUAUAGGAACAGUGUAAGACCAAAUCGAGUUACUGCUUCUGGAUUUUGGAAGGCAACUGGAAUUGACAAGAACAUAUAUUCAAAUUCAACCACCAUUAACAACAAUGAGUGCAUAAUUGGCCUCAAGAAAUCCUUGGUUUAUUACACGGGAAAAGCCGGAAAAGGAACCAAAACCAACUGGAUGAUGCAUGAAUUUCGUCUCCCACCAAACUGGAAGAACACUCAUCCUCAAGAAGCUGAAGAAGAUUGGACUGUUUGCAGAAUUUUCAAGAGGAAUUCACCAAUAAACAACAACUUUAAACCACAGCUGAAGAAAACUUGCAGCAUGAUGAAGGACAGGCUGGAGGCUGAAAACAACAGUACUAAUGAUAACGUUAGAUGCAUAAAUUUUCAAGAUUUGGGUCGUCUUCCCCAAAUAUCAUCAAUAUCAGUAGAUCAUCAAUCUUCAUAUUCAUCGUCCUCGAAUUCGAAUUUCUGGAAUGUUCAAAAUGGUGGUGGUGGGGGUGGUGGUGGUGAUUAUCUUGAAUUCUUCAGAGAUGCCAAAUGGGAUGAACUCACCUCUGUUGUCGACUCAUCAAAAGUCACUAAUCCAAGUUAUCCAACUAUCAUGUUUGGGUAUUAUAGCUAAUUCAAGAUAAUUACAUAUCAUCUUCUGGCCUCUAUCAUACUUGUAAUAGUUGUUAAUCAAUAAUAAUAGAUGGGUUAGUUUUCUUAAUGUAUUUAAUUAUGUAGAUAGUUGAACCUUUUCUUUUUUUCUUUCUGUAAUUUUCUUUUUGUUUACGUAUAAUAUGUUUCAAGAUUUGACAUGAGAUAUAUCCCUGCUGUUCCAAAAUAUUUUCCCGUUUUAGUUCAAUAAACUGGAUAAUUAUUUUAAAUCGGAG
This is a messenger RNA of Oldenlandia corymbosa var. corymbosa, 1264 nucleotides long. The record is from the annotation of a GenBank genome assembly. Lineage: Eukaryota; Viridiplantae; Streptophyta; Magnoliopsida; Gentianales; Rubiaceae.